AUGUCAAGGAGACUGUUGUUUCCAGUAGCAACAAAACAUUCGCCCAUUUUUCUCAGCGGUACAGUUGGGCUCACGCGUCCUCUUCAUCUUAUCCUGUAUAUUCUAGUCUUCUGACAACCACAGGUAGUGCAUCAUGUCUGAUAUAGGCUCAGAGGAGUUCGAGGAAGAGGCCGGGCCGUAUUUGGGAGAGUACGAGGGGGACAGAAACGAGGAGGGCGAGAGGCACGGUUACGGCAAGGCCACCCUCCCCAAUGGAGACACAUACGAGGGGCAGUACGAACAUGGCAAGAGACACGGGUCCGGCACGUACAGAUUUAAGAACGGUGCACGCUACAUAGGAGAAUACAUCAAGGGUAAGAAGCAUGGCCAGGGCACCUUCAUCUAUCCGGACGGCUCCAAGUAUGAAGGCAGCUGGGUGGAUGAUCAACGGCAUGGAUAUGGCGUCUACUUCUACGUAAAUGGAGACACUUUUGAAGGGGAGUGGCAAAACCAUCAAAGACAUGGGCAAGGCACAUACACAUACAAGGAAACAGGAAGCAAGUAUGUAGGCACGUGGGUGAAUGGGAAGCCAGAUGGAGCCGGGGAGAUGGUCCAUCUGAACCAUCGCUACCAGGGGAGCUUCAUGGCUGGUCAUCCAUCUGGACCAGGAAAGUACAUCUUCGACAUCGGCUGUGAACAGCACGGAGAAUACAUCGCUGUGGAACAGGCUGCUGGAGGUGAGGAGGAGGAAGAGCCCAUGAUGGUGACCAUCCCCAAGUGGAAGGCAGGAAAGAUCACCCCCAUCACACUCAGGGCUGUUCAGGAGCCAGAGGAGCCUGCCGAGUCAGCAGAGGGGGAGACUGCACCAGAGGAAGCUGAAGGAGAGAAGCCAGCUGAACAGACUGAGGGCGCUACAGAGGAAGAGCCAGCAGCAGAGGAGGCAGCUGCAGAGGAGGGUGAUGCUGAGGCGGAAGAGCCUACUGAAGGGGAGGGGGGUGAUGAGGCCCCUGCAGAGGAGCCAGCAGCUGAGGCAGAGGAGGGUGGGGAGAACUAGGAAACAAUAACAGCUGAAUUCUUCUACUUCUAGUCUAGGGUUUCUGUAUCUUAUUUAAAAAAAUCCUGAAUAUCAUUGGCUUCUUUUUUGAUUCAACAAAAAUAAGAGUUUUGCCACAAAUUUGGCUUGUUUGGAAGAUACAAAUCCCUACCCAAUUGAUGUAAGUUCGUUCCCUGGAUUGCGACAGUGUCUCUACUCCCCUUAUUUGGCGCUAAUUUAAGUUUGGCUGUAUGUAUGUAAAAAAAAGUUUGAUUCUAUGUUGUGACAGGUUCCUCAGAGCCACCAUUUUAGUGGAUGCAAAACUAUGACUGCUGUAAAAUAUGGACCAUACAUAGGCCAGGUGAUGUUUUCUACAACACAGCUCUUAGUGGCAGUAAAUGUAUAUAUCGAAGUUUUAACCAAACCAUAAAUGCACUUCUUAUUGUUUGAAUAUAUUGAAUUCUACAUGUUUGAAACCAGAAGGUAGCAGAGAGUGAUAUUUGUCACAUUACAACAUAAUGCCUUACAAUAGAGACCAAUAAAACUGUUCCAUGCGGUCCCAGUUUUGUAUUUGUACAUGUACAUAUUCUUCUACAAAGAAAUUAAAGUACUGACUUCUA
This is a messenger RNA of Branchiostoma floridae (Florida lancelet), 1632 nucleotides long. RefSeq names its product radial spoke head 1 homolog. Lineage: Eukaryota; Metazoa; Chordata; Leptocardii; Amphioxiformes; Branchiostomatidae. The transcript is spliced from 4 exons. Gene Ontology annotation, cellular component: nucleus; motile cilium. Gene Ontology annotation, biological process: spermatid development; axoneme assembly. The coding region runs from base 134 to 1033 and encodes 299 amino acids. The record is from RefSeq and is a predicted model, not a curated record.